AUGGAGCAAGCUGUGACACAGGUCCUCUCGACAACCCUUCGCGGACUGGAUGAAGACAUUUUCGCGUACAUUAGCGGUGCCUUAGCUGAAAAACUAGCGGACACGUUUCCCUCCGAGAGCGUAGCUUUGGAAGAGCUUUUAAAUGAUAGCGUGACCCCAUUCUUGAUUAGCACCGGAUUUUGUGACGACACGGCGGCUGCUACCAAAAUUUGUGCUUCAUUGGCCGUAAAGUUGCUAGCAAGUCCGAGUUUCAAAGAGAAUAGAGUGCAUCAGGAUGAGGUUCGCGCAUUGGAGAACACGCAGAGCAUCGAGGAACAGGCACGUCUGGACGAGGGCGCGGCCGAUGCAGAGCAGCUGAUGGCCCGCAUGUGGGGCUUUGAUAAGAUUCGUAAGACCACAAAUGAUGAGCUAGAAGCGCAGCAAUCUGCACUUUCAGCUCGUCAAGUGCGAAAACAGAUCAAAUUGGAGCAGCUUACAGCUGAGCACGACGAUGAGCAAGCCGAACUUGACCGCGAGUGGGAAGAUGCGCGGUUCCUGCCCGAUCUCUCGCAGGACAAUGGGGAGCGCGAUAUACACGUGCCAAGACUGACGAUCCACUUUAAAGGAAAGACGCUGUUAUCUGACACGGUGCUAAAAAUUGUGUCUGGUCGCCGAUACGGACUUGUGGGCAAGAAUGGAGCCGGCAAGACGACUUUGCUAAGAUAUAUCUCGCACUAUGAACUCGAGGGAUUUCCUCGGCAUAUUCGUAUCCAAUUAGUAGAGCAGGAAUCAGCUUCCAAGCUUAGCAAGGAUGACCGCAGUGUUUUGGAGGUUGUACUUGCUGCAGACUACGAGCGAAGUAUGUUAUUACAGAAAGAAAAAGAUUUAAUAGCUGAAGAAAGCACGCAGGGUGUUGACAACAGCAUGCUUCUUAAAGCAAUUUACGACAGACUCCAAAACAUUGACUCGGAUACGGCUGAAUCACGCGCGCGUACUAUUUUAAAUGGCCUUCAGUUCCCCGAUCACGUCGUGGAUGGACCGGCCAAGGCGCUUUCAGGUGGUUGGCGAAUGCGUACGGCACUAGCUGGUGCACUGUUCAUGGCACCAGACCUGCUACUUCUUGAUGAGCCGACGAACCACUUGGAUCUUGAAGCUGUUAUAUGGCUGGAGCAUUAUCUGGAAAAGUACGAAAAGCAGAUGAUUGUGGUAUCUCACGACCGAAACUUUUUAAAUGCUGUGACCACCGAUAUCAUCUACUUGUCAAAUCAAAAGCUAGCGUACUACAAAGGCGAUUACAACACUUUCGAGCACACGGUAAAGCAAAAUGUGCGUCAACAACGCAAGGCUUAUGAUGCACAGCAGAUGAAAAUCCAGCACAUGCAGGAAUUUAUUGAGCGUUUCCGUGCCAACGCGAAGAAGGCACCGCUCGUUCAAUCACGUGUUAAGGCAUUGGAAAAGAUUUUACGCAAUGAGCUCAUUGAUGAGCCAGAAGACGAGCAUGCUUUCCGGAUGAGUUUCCCGCCACCGGAGCCGCUUGGUCGACCUAUCAUUGCUAUCGAAGGCGUAGGUUUCCGAUAUUCACCGGAGUCUCAGUUAUUAUUCAAGGAUGUGCACAUGGGUGUAGAUAUGACGAGUCGUAUUGGCAUUCUCGGUGUGAAUGGUUCUGGUAAGUCGACACUUAUCAACAUUAUGAUCGGCAAACUUCGUGCCACCGAAGGCUCCGUGACGAUGAACCCGCGUCUGCGUGUGGCCACGUUCACACAGCACCACGUUGAUUCGCUUGAUUUGUCCAAGUCAGCAGUGCAAAACAUGAAAGAGAUGUUUCCUGGUCAUGAAGCCGAUGAAUUUCGCUCUCACCUUGGUCGGUUUAAUCUUUCGGGUGAGCUAGCAAUCAAACCCACACGUACAUUGUCAGGUGGUCAAAAAUCCCGUGUCGGCUUUGCGCUUAUGACGUGGCGUCUGCCACACGUUGUGGUGCUUGAUGAGCCGACUAAUCACUUGGAUAUGGAGACUAUCGAUGCACUGAUUGACGCUCUACGCGAGUACAAAGGCGGUGUUGUGAUUGUUUCUCACGACCAACACUUUGUGCAAAGUGUGUGCGAAGAAUUGUGGGUAGUGGGUGAUCAACAAGUGACUCGCUUUCGAGGCACAAUGAGCGAAUACAAGAAUCAAGUUCUUGCUAAAAAGUGA
Molecule: messenger RNA, 2169 nt
Organism: Plasmopara halstedii
Lineage: Eukaryota; Oomycota; Peronosporomycetes; Peronosporales; Peronosporaceae
Product: atp-binding cassette
Exons: 1
Coding region: 1-2169 (722 amino acids)
Molecular function (GO): ATP hydrolysis activity; ATP binding
Source: RefSeq, a predicted model, not a curated record